AUGGUGAUCAUAGUUGAAUGCGCCAAGGCUGGAGAUGGGAUAGGGCUCGGAACCAAGGACCGGAGCCGGGACCACGACCAGCACACACUGCUAGUGGGCAAUCCGCUAGAAGCAAAAAUAGAACGGGACAUAUGCGCGGAGUUGAAAAGGAAAACGUUCGAGCUAGUCCGCGUGAUCACGAACAAGAACUUUGAGGACUUCGCCCUACACCGGGGUUUCUGUUUUCUGGACGACUAUACGCGAGCAGUGGCUGUAGAAGCCAAGCGCUGGUUGUCUCGGAACACGACGAUCGGGUGUCGGAUCAUCGUCGACUGGGGUGACCUCAAACUAGAAUUCUUCGACGGUAUCAUGGCAGCGGUUCGUAUACUUUCUUUCAGGCAAUACAGCGACAUUUUCAGGGAGGAAAUUAUUACUAAAGUGUUCGGUCGAUACGGUACCACCGAGAUAUGGGGAACCUUGAACACCUAUUCGUUCACGUACUUCACCCGCCGGGAAGAUGCCCAAGAAGAUAUAGAAUCCUUGGACGCCACCUCGGACGUAGAAACUGGAAUUUCCAUAGACGUGAUGUGGACCAAACAGCCCGUGGACAGACAGCACCGCAAACGCAUGACGCGAAACCGGGAGCAGCGCAUGAGGAAGUCGGUCCAUGAACUGUACGUCCGGCAAUACGGUGGCACGCUAAGCGAAGAAGUCCUCACUAAAGUAUUCGGCUGGUACGGUACUGUCAAACGGGUGAAAAAUUUGAGGAACCACUCGUUCGUGCAAUUUACCCGCCGGAAAGACGCCCAAUCGGCUAUGGAAGCCUUGGACGGCGCCACGGACGUAGUCACUGGUGUUUCCAUAGACGUUGUGCGGGCCAAAUCGCGCGUGACUCAACAGCACCGGGAACGCAUGCCGCGGAACCGGGAGCUGAGCAUAAUGGGGAACCUUGAACACCUAUUCGUUCACGUACUUCAUCCACCAGGGAAAUGUGUUUGA
Messenger RNA from Cinara cedri, 978 nucleotides. The record is from the annotation of a GenBank genome assembly. Lineage: Eukaryota; Metazoa; Arthropoda; Insecta; Hemiptera; Aphididae.